Mizuhopecten yessoensis (Yesso scallop) is the source of this 696-nucleotide messenger RNA. RefSeq names its product integumentary mucin C.1-like. The transcript is spliced from 5 exons. The record is from RefSeq and is a predicted model, not a curated record. Lineage: Eukaryota; Metazoa; Mollusca; Bivalvia; Pectinida; Pectinidae. The annotation marks the transcript as partial.
CCUACUACAACCACACCUACUACAACCACACCGACUACAACCACAGCUACUACCACACCUACUACAACAACUCCGAUUACAACCACACCGACAACAACCACACAUACUACAACAACUCCGACUACAACCACACCGACUACACACACCUACUACAACACCACCUACUACAACCACAUCGACUACAAUAACCCCUCCUACAACCACACCGACUACACCAACCCCUACUACAACCACACCGACUACAAUAACACCUACUACAACCACCCCUACUACAACCCCACCUGCACCUACUACAAUCACACCUACUACAACAACUACGACUACAACCACACCGACGACAACCACACCUGCUACACCAACACCUAUACAACCACACCUACUACAAUCACACCUACUACAACCACACCAAUUACAACCACACCUACUACAAUCACACCUACUACGCCAACAACGACUACAACCACACCUACUAAAACCACAUCGACUACAAUACCACCUACUACAACCACACCUACUACAACCACACCUAACUACAACCACACCGAUUACAACCACACCUACUACACUAACACCUACUACAAGAACACCUUCUACACCAACACUUACUACAACCACACCGACUACAACCACACUUACUACACGAACACCUACUACACGAACACCUACUACAACCAGACCUACUACGACCACACCUAA